GCUUUUAAACACUCCAUCUCAUUUGUGUGUACCGGGUAGGUAGCUCCCGCAGCCGUUCUAUAGUACGACCAGUCCUGGCCCACCAAAAAGUCCCUGGGAUUUUCAGUCAUGUUCCCGUCUGCUGUCUUGCAUAAAAAGCAUGUGAAGACAUAGUACACACUUCCGCCCGAGCCUACCAUCUGCCAGAUCUCAGUACAACACGGGCAGAGCGCCUACUACUGCAUCCUCUGACGACCUGCAGAUUGGACGUUCACGGCUCCACCUCGCACAGCAGGCCUAACCAUCCCCCGAUGACAUUGUCCCAACAGGAAUCGCAGCCCAUGGAUUGAAAGCACACAUAUCUGAAACUGGCUGCCUCACGAUUCUCACUCGGCGUCACUCACUGACUGCUGAUACGGCCUACAACGUUGUAUACCUCCCCGCGAGCCUGAAGGCCUUUUGUCCACAGCCCAACUCCUCAUCCUGCGUCUAGAGCUCGCCUGUUCCUUCAAUUGCUCUGCGGUUCCGUACACUUCGCUGCCUAGCAUGGAGAUGCCUCAGAUUGCUCGUCCUAUCCCCCGCCGGCCAUUCGAGUUGAACCCUGCUUCAACCGAUUCAUCGCUGCCUCCAUCUCCGGCCACAGAGAGCUCCGACCCCGAUCUUUUGCCAGGUCAAAAGUCGGAUUCUACGCCUAGCAGAACCCGAUCGAUUCUCAACCUUACGUCCUCUACCUUACUCGGCAUAUAUUCGCCUACAGGCUACGAUGAGCGAGAAGACUCAUCCACCCCAUGGGGGACGGGGGCUCAGACGCCCGUGCAAAGACGAAGCAUAGAUGACUAUAACUCUCGGCAUCCUUCCUCACUGACUUGGAAUCGGGAUGCGGACAAACCACGGUUGAAGGGAAAGAGGAAGGACGGCCAUCGCCAUUUUGUGCCCUUCCUUCUGCAGACAUUCCUUCUGUUCGCGUUUGGGAUUGGUUAUGGGUCAAUCGUGACGCACCUCCACAGGCAGCAGCUCAUAACACCAGUGCCUGUGCCUAAUACCGAACGCCAUUCUCUAUAUUAUCAGUUGUCUUGGGGUGUGUUUGGUGUUUUGCUAGGUAAUGCUUUGCCGCUGGUGGACUCGUUCUGGGAGAAGACCGUAUCGCCUGCCAUUGCAUCUCGCGACCAAGUCGGUCAAGAUGAUAAAUCACAGGAUGAAAAAUCUUCUGCUACGGCUGGGGAGGCAUCGGGCCCUUCAUACGACAGCGGAUUAGGUCCUAUUUGGUACUCGGCCGUGCGAAGUAUAGGGGUGUUCGUUGGUAUCGCUUUUGCGGUGCGACGACUUCCCUGGCAAUCAACCCUUCAGGUCGCCGGGACUCUGGCCCUGGCUAAUCCUGCGCUAUGGUACAUGAUUGACCGUUCGCUUCCCGGCUUCGCUCUCUCAGCGGCUGUCGGCACCAUAGGAACGGUAGUGCUCCUGCUGCUCGACCCGAACUUUGUGCCACUUCCAGCAAUCCAUCAGCCAACAGCGUCUGAACAAUUUGGCGUUUACACUUGGUUGGCAAGCAUUCUUUUUUGUACCAGCCUUUGCUUUGGAGCCGUCGGGAGACGGCUUCAGCUGUGAGCAUAAAAUUGAAGGGAUUUCCCCGACCAGUUUUGCGGAAACGAUUCAGUUUUUCUAGAGCCCUUAAGACCCCAAGUCGGUCUUGAUUGUCGAGAUAUUACUUCAAUGUGUUGAAAUUCUCGGGAGCAGCAGGACUCUGAUUGGCUUUAGGGGGACCUGCUGCACGACAGCACUCUCAAGGUCUUUCUGCAUCAUGUCUUGGGUUCGAGUUCCCGUGCCUAGGGUCCUAUACCCGAGGCCUCUCGUGCAGCAGGCUCGAAGUCAAUGAAGAUGCCUGCUUUGACUGGUCGAGCCAACGGUGCAAUGUGCCCUUCCGUGCCAGGUGUGAUGUACCAAACUAUUGCAGUCCAUAGCUCGUGUACCUCCGAGUUGGGCUUUCGUAGUACUAUCGGCGCAAGAACUCCGGCCGUCGCCUGGCAUCGGCACCUUCAAUCUUGGAUCGCCGCGGGCCACGGUACUAUUAUAAUUAGCACAGAAGGGAAUCAGACACUACCACGAGCAAUUCAUUGCCUACCUAUCCGCUUUCCUCUCCUGCGAACUCCAUGGCAAAGAUGUAGACCCGCACAGAGUAAUGAAU
Exophiala dermatitidis NIH/UT8656 is the source of this 2161-nucleotide messenger RNA. RefSeq lists its product as uncharacterized. The record is from RefSeq and is a predicted model, not a curated record. Bases 526 to 1584 code for a protein of 352 amino acids. Lineage: Eukaryota; Fungi; Ascomycota; Eurotiomycetes; Chaetothyriales; Herpotrichiellaceae. The transcript has 2 exons. Gene Ontology annotation, biological process: sterol biosynthetic process. Gene Ontology annotation, cellular component: endoplasmic reticulum.